Molecule: messenger RNA, 2380 nt
Organism: Osmia bicornis bicornis
Lineage: Eukaryota; Metazoa; Arthropoda; Insecta; Hymenoptera; Megachilidae
Product: WEB family protein At3g02930, chloroplastic-like
Exons: 14
Coding region: 111-2168 (685 amino acids)
Source: RefSeq, a predicted model, not a curated record
UAAUCUGGGUCCGAUUGAAAAAAGAGAGUGAAAUUAAUUUUCAGUACUACAAACGACGCUUACUACGACAUAUUAAUUCAGUUUUAUUUAAGAAGAAAAGAAGUAUAAAGAUGCAACAAGAAGAAGACAAUCGUAAAUCUGAAUCCGAAGCUUUCAACUUGACUCCGGAAAAAUUACAAAGAACAUCACAAGAUGGUGGAUCCGGAAGGAGGAACCUAAUGUCCCAUCAUUCGCUGGAGUUUAAAAGCAGAACUCAUCUUACUCCACAUAAUAGUCCGGAUAAAUAUUCUAAAACUCCUCAGAGUGGAGGGUCCUUUAGAAAAGAAGUGAUGAAAUCGAAAUUGGAUAGUACCAAGCGUAAAAUUCAAUCUUGCCACAACGAAAAUCUUGAAAAAAUUCAGAAAACCGGGCAAAGCGGUAAAUUUGUUAACGCUUUAAUAGGACAAUGGUCGAAACAUAUGGGGAUGCAAACUCCUUUAUCUCAAUCAAUAAAGGCGCAGGAGAGUCCGAUGACGGAAGAAAUUAAAAGAAAAUACGCCAUAGAGGAACAAAAGAUUCAGAAAUUGCAGAAGAAACUUCAAGCUGCUGAAGAAACUAUAUCUUCAUUAUCCGCUUCUCAUGAUGCUGAAUUAAGAGCUAAAGAAGAGAUACUUCAACAAUUGAACAGUGAUUGGGAAUCAAUUACCAAAUAUUACUAUGAAAUAUCAGAAAGUUUAAAAGAAUUUCAACAACAUAAAGAUAAUUUGUCAAAGUUGUACGAUAAUGUUAUAGUCGUGCAACAAUCAACUGUAAAAAAGCUACAACAAGAAUUAAGUACUAUGAGAUUAAAAGAUGAAGAACACAAGAAUGUUGUUAGUGCAGUUGAAAAUAAAGCAGCACAACACGAAAAACGAAUACAGGAAAUGGUUAUUGCGGAGACGGAAUUGAGAAAACAACUGGAUGAAGUAAAGAAGAAAUCAAUUUUAGAGAAAGAUCAAUUGCAUAAUAUUCAUGCAGAAGAAAAAUUAGAACUAAUGAAGAAACAAGACAAACUCACGUCGAUAAAUAAGGACCUCCAGGUAAAAUUAGAAACAGUCGCGGAGGAGAAACAAAAUUUGACUAAUCUGUUCGUAGAAAAAGACGAGAAAAUCUCUAAACUACAAGAGGAGAUCGUUGCGUGCAAAAAUAAAGUGCAGGACUUAUUGCAUCAGAAUACAGAAUUAAGUUUGAAAUAUGAAGAAUCAGUUCAUAAGGAAGAAGAAUUGAAAAUGCAGAUGGAGUCAAAAGUGCAAGAAUUUGACAAAUUACGAGAAAAUUUAGAGGCAAGACAGAAUAUAGAAACAAGUUUAGCUCAAGAUCUUGAUAUAAUUGAUAAUAAAUACAGGAACGUGAUAGAUGAUUUAUCAAAUAUAAAACAUCAAUUAAACGAAACCCAGAUUCGUAAUUCAAAUCUUGAAAGAUCCUUGGAAGAUAUGAAACAUAAUAAUCAGCAGAAGAUAAUGAAACUGAAUAAAACGAUUAAGGAUUUAGAGGAAGAAAAAGAAAAAAUAUUGUUAGAAAAACAUUCAAAAGUUCAGGAAUUAGAAAACGUUUGUGAAUUAUUAAAACAAAAGCAUGAAAAAGAGAUAAUAUCUUUAAAAAAUGAGUUUAAUAUCAAACUUGCAGAAAUGAAGAAAUCCAUAGACACACAAAAUACUGCUUUCAUAAAAUUAAACGAAACGUUGAAUAAAAUGAACGAAGCGAGUCAGAUUAUAGAAAAAUAUAAUGCAAAAGAGAAUUCUGAUAAAUUGCAAAAGAAAUCAAAAUGGAAGCCACAACCAAUUGUAGAAGUAAGUCAAAUGAAAUUGACUCAGAACAGCGAAAUGAAAGAGCAAGAAUUUCAAGAAAAUAUUCUUACACAAAAAUUAUCUAAAAAUAAAAAUGAAAUAUCCACUCAGAAAGAACAAGAUAUAUAUGAUUUUAAUACUACAAACGUCAAUGAUAAAUUGCAAAAUGUUUUCAACUCUACUGAAAAUUACUCUUACCUUUCUCAAAGUAAGAAUGCAACACAAUUAUAUGUAAAAUCACAGGAAAAUAAUGACAAAACAAAGAAGGAUCAAAUUAAUUCUCCACAAAAGAAAAAAAUAUUUAAAACGCGCAGUGCAGGAUUAAAACAAUAUGGAACUCCACGAAGACUAUUUAAAAAAUAAAAUCUCUUGUAUAGUGCUCAAGUUAAUUUAAAUUCUUGAACGACAAAUAUCGUUAUCGUUUCAAUUUCAAAAGACCUUUUCUUCAUAGCAGUUUAUCAUGUAAUUCUUUAAUCUAUUUAUAUUACUUAAUAUUUAUGAGUACAUAAUAAUAAGGGGUUACAAACAAGCGUUUUAAUUUCAAGAUCUUGGUGUUUGGUUAAAAAUACAUGUAC